UAAACCGGAGUUAGUUUCCCCGGAGGUUACGACGUCCCACUUGGUUUCGCAUGCUUGAUGUUCAUGGUGCUGAGCUUUGUUACGUCGCCCCUGAGUGCCGACUUAUCCGUGCAGCUUGCUAAUUUCCACCAAUUUCUCCGGAAUUCGGUUCAAUCACGCGGUUGUGCUUUCUGUAGGCUUGAUAUUCGUCGUGGUUCUGUUUGUUGUUGUUAAGUUAUCGCUAUUUGAUUGUACUGUGCGUUGUAGUAAUGCUGGUUUGUAUCAAGUGGGGACCAGCAGUGGCUUUCGUUCUCCUUUAUUGUUUUUAAUUUCCAUGAUUUUGUAAAAGAGUAAUGUGAGUGUAGACGACUGUGAUGGGCAGCGUUUAGUUUUCGAGUGCGGGGUAUUGUGCUAGCGACAGAAUUGAGAGUAGUGUGAUUCGUUGGUUUCUUUCUCUAGUAGAGCCUUGAAUGUUUUGUUCGAGCAGUUUCUUAUGCUUUGCUUGAGCUUCUGUUGAAAACGAUUCAAUGAGUCGGUUGGUUGAUUGAUUUAGAUGAAAGAGGAGAAGGAGAUUAUUUGCAAGGUUUUAAUGAGGAGGUUGGUCUUCAACUCAUUGUUUCGUGAUGGACUUUUAGAUGUUUCACGGGAGAUUAGUGAGUUCUGUGCUGGUCGCAGAGAGUAUUAGUUGGCUUUAUUGAUAGUUUCAAUAUUCUGUGUAACCUCCAUUGUGGAUUGUGAAUUCAGGCAUUUAUAAUUGCAUGCAUCAAACAUUCUAUUACCGUGGUAAUCAAACACCGAUCCUUAGUUGUCAUUUAUGCAAGUGCGGAAUUUUAUAAGCCCGGUGCUUAUCGUGUGUCGCUCACCUUGCUCUCACGCUGAGCUAGUCAAUCAUUAGAAUCAACGUUGUAGCGAAAUUAUCCAUCUUCGGUCUAUUACGUCGAACGAUGGGCUUGGAGGUGCAAAACACUCUGAGAAGUUUUGGAGCUCUGCGUGAUGAUUCUUGUUAUUGCCACAAAGACUUCCCGACCCCUGAAUUGGACAACAAGAAAUUAGCAGCGCUCCCACCCUCGAGGGCAGGUUCUGCCACCGAUUGCGAAUUUUGGGAAGGACAUUCGAAUACUCUGUAUGGUAGGAGGCACAAACACGGAAACAAUCAUGUGCAUUUUCUCACCCUUCAUCGCAGCCUCAGUGCUGAGGCUGUAGAACCGUUGAAUCUCUUGGAUAAAAGGGUGGCAGGCCUAAUUUGUGGUAAAGGUUCGCGGGAAAAGAGCUCAGAUUCUGAGUUGCUGCCCAAGAAGGAGUCAGUUUUGAAUGUGGCGACGAAUGAUUCAGUGGCUCCAGAAAUAUGUAUACUUAAAGAGAGUAAUCGUCAGGCUGGAUCCCAACAUGGAUCUCUUGGUAGCUCUUCACCCAGGACCCGGUGGUCUGACUGUGGUUGUGCCACAUGCACUGCAUGGCAAGCAAAUAAAGACUUCCUGUAUGUGCGAGUGGGCGGCAAAGAUUGCACAAUAGAUGCAGCAUCAAAUGGCGAAGGCGAGGAGGAUUCCACUAACGAUGUAAUCUUUAUUCAUGGUUUCUUGUCGUCUUCGUCGUUCUGGACAGAAACGGUGUUCCCUCUGUUUUCGGAAAACCUAAAAUCCACGCACCGUUUGUUUGCUGUUGACGUCCUGGGUUUUGGCAAGAGCCCGAAGCCUACGAACUGCCAUUAUUCCAAUGCUGAUCAUUUAGAAAUGAUUCGAAAAUCCGUAAUUGACCGUUACAAGCUCAAGAAAUAUCACCUUGUUGCACAUUCUAUGGGCUGCACCCUCGCGUUGUCUCUAGCAGGCCAGGAUCCCUCGGCUGUUAGGUCAAUCACACUUGUCUCACCGCCCUAUUAUCCAGCUACAUCCGACAGCCAACCAUCAGUACACUUACUGAAAAGCGUAGCGCCGCGGAAGAUAUGGCCAUUAUUUGCAUUAGGUCCCUCAGUUAUGUCGUGGUAUGAGCACUUGGGCCGAGUUGUUUGUCUUGUCGUUUGCAAAAAUCAUGCGUUCUGGGAACUCGCCUCGGCUUUCGCCUUCAACAAGAUUUUAAGAUGGAGAGUUCCCCAAUUCCUCAUCCAUGACUUUAUGCAACAUACACAUAACUCAGCUUGGCAUAUCUUUCACAACACUCUAUGCUCUGGUGCCUACACCACCAAGUGGAGCAUGGAUGUUCUACAGAAGACAAGGAAACCAAUCAGGAUAAUCCAUGGUGACAAUGACAACAUCUGCCCUCUUCAGUGCAGUCUGGACAUGAAGAACUCAUACUCAAAUGUAUAUCUGUCUGUCAUUCAGGGAGCUAACCAUGUCAAUAUCUUAUUGGGUAGGGAGGAAACCUUGGCACAGGAGCUUGAGGAAGAGAUACUGAAAGUAUAAUUAAACAUAUUGAAGAUUAUGAUUUAAUUGUGAGGGUUCAAGAGGUUGCUAUUUGCCAUCAGUUCCUCUGUCUCUGAGCAUGAUGUAUUUUUUUUGCCAAUGCCCCCCACUGUCAUAAAUGUGAGUGAAUUUAUACUUUUUUCCA
Physcomitrium patens is the source of this 2520-nucleotide messenger RNA. RefSeq names its product putative lysophospholipase BODYGUARD 4. NCBI's taxonomy places the organism in Eukaryota, Viridiplantae, Streptophyta, Bryopsida, Funariales, Funariaceae. The record is from RefSeq and is a predicted model, not a curated record.